This is a messenger RNA of Puntigrus tetrazona (Sumatra barb), 816 nucleotides long. RefSeq names its product apolipoprotein A-II (gene apoa2). The record is from RefSeq and is a predicted model, not a curated record. NCBI's taxonomy places the organism in Eukaryota, Metazoa, Chordata, Actinopteri, Cypriniformes, Cyprinidae. Bases 124 to 549 code for a protein of 141 amino acids. The transcript is spliced from 4 exons.
GUUUGUUUGGUCAAGUGGUCAGGCAGAUAUAGGGAUGGACGGCAGACAAUAUAACUGCAGACGCAGCCACUGCAUUUGACUCCAGUCCUUUAUUUCUCUCUACGGGAACCUCUCUAGCACAAGAUGAAGCUGACAUUUGCUCUCAUUCUUGCACUCCAAGUGUCGGUGUGUGUCUGGGCACAGGAUUGGCCAGAACCUGACAAGGAGUUAGUAGAGAAAUAUGAAGGACUGAAGGCAGUUUUCUUUAAGAGGAUCGUCAAUGCUUUUGAAAAGAUCAAAGCAGCCAUUGAACCAUCGCUAGAGAGUUCACCAGUAGGUGCACAAGUCAAAGAAAUUGCAGAAGAACUAAAGAAAAGACCAAGAGUGGAAAGCAUCGUCAAAAUUGUCAGCGGUGUGGCCAGUGAGCUCGCGCCCGUUGUGGACAAAGCUCGCAUGUCUUUGCUUGGUGCUUACGGCAUGUAUCUGCGGCCCUACAUUGGAGAACACCUGGACAAAGCAAUCACCAACAUCAAGCCAGUGCUGGAUACCGUCCUGCCUCAUGAGGGUUAGAGUCUGCAGAUCUUCAGCCACUGACUCCUUCAAACCAGCAAACAUGUAUUUUCAUCGCUUCGAUAAUGGAUCCGAAUCUGAAACCAUCUGACAGCUGUGUGCAUGUAUAUACUGUAUCUGUGUAUUUGAUACCAUUCUGUUCAGUGCAGGAAAAUAAAUAACAUCCAAGCCAGCAUUAUUAGAGUAUGAAUUAUGUGAUUUUGUGUGCCUCAUAAAGAAACAAGACGACUCGCUCUAAAUAAAAACAUCUGGAGAGUGCAAACCUGA